CUCUCUCUCUCUCUCUCUCACACACACACACACACACACAUACAGAAAGAGAGAGAGAGCGUGACGGAACAGUCCACUUUCUCAGGCGGGGAAGGCUGUAACAUCUGGAGAGCACCGCUGUCCGGGCCAGACCGCUUGUAGUUUGUACACUGCGGACACACUGUAGCGAGUUGCAGCAGCAUGUAGGAAAGAUCAAAGCGAAAACGCUGCUGUCAUUCCGUUCGAAAACUCGAGCGUUCUGCCGGCGAGACCAUUCUGUCUUUUCUAUUUAUAGCCUUGGCGGUUGCGAUGUGAAGAUUUGUUGCAGAGUAAUUUGACGAGAGCGGAAGAAGCAGAAGAACGAGAAGAAGAAGAAGAAGAAGAAACAGACAGCCCUGUGUGCUCUUAACGGUGAAGGGGAACCUGUUGAAUAAACAACCUCUACACUAAGAUUAAGGGCAUGUGGGCAAGGGAUUGGGACACAGCCCUUCUCAACCAGGCAGCUGGAAGAUCUCUGGUCUAGCUGUUGCUAUGGCAACGAGUGCUGUGCCUAGCGACAACCUCCCCACCUAUAAGCUGGUGGUGGUGGGUGACGGUGGUGUGGGAAAGAGCGCCCUCACCAUCCAGUUCUUCCAGAAAAUCUUUGUGCCAGACUACGACCCGACCAUUGAGGACUCCUACCUGAAGCACACCGAGAUUGAUGGCCAGUGGGCAAUUCUGGAUGUUCUGGACACAGCAGGGCAGGAGGAGUUUAGUGCCAUGCGUGAGCAGUAUAUGAGGACUGGAGACGGCUUCCUCAUUGUGUUUUCCGUCACAGACAAAGCCAGCUUCGAGCACGUCGACCGAUUUCACCAGCUCAUCCUCAGGGUGAAGGAUCGAGAGUCCUUUCCCAUGGUCCUUGUAGCUAAUAAAGUGGACUUGGUUCAUUUAAGGAAGGUGACGAAUGAACAGGGCUGUGAGAUGGCUGCCAAACACAAUAUCACUUACAUUGAGACCAGCGCUAAGGAUCCGCCAAUGAAUGUGGACAAAGCCUUUCACGAGCUGGUCAGAGUAAUCAGACAACAAGUACCAGAGAGGAAUCUGAAGAAAAAGAAGAAGAUGAAAUGGCGAGGAGACAGAGCUGCCGCUUCUCCCAAACUCCGCUGCACUAUAUUGUGAUCUCCUCUAUACAGAACAGUUUCUCGUAGAGCUGUGAUUGGCAGGGAAGCAUGGAAUAUAAAACAGCCAUGCCAAGGAGAAGCUGACAAGACGUCUUAAAAGGUUAACAAAGAUGCAGCUGUUUUGCACACGUGCAGAGACGAGCAGUGAAGAGCUUAGUGGCGCACAGCUAUUGAGUCCUUUUCUUCACUUGAUUGUGACAUGCGGAAAAGGGUGUUGGCUGCCUUCCAAGUGCUCAGUGGGAGUGGACAGUAUUUUGCCUUAUCGCUUUGCGUCUCUGUACUGAUAUGAAGUGUUAAGUUGUAGCUUGGCCAAAGAAAAGCCAGUCAUUAGCACUGAAGAUUGCUAAUGCUGUAUUGGGAAUUUGGGAUACCUCCUAAAACAUGGCCUUUACUGUUAAGCACAAAUGUACAGGUUGUGACUGAAAGGGACCUUUUUUGCACUUUGAUAUUUGAUAUUGCACAAAUAUCAUAUCAUGUGGUCUGGUCUGGAUAGAAUUUCUGCCUUUGCUGAAGACUUGGGUUGUAAAUGGCUAAAAGAAUGGAUUAUAUUGCACUUGUGUAGGCUGCUCAUUCUGUUGUUGUUGCUGCUUUAUUUUUGCAUCAAGGAUGCAUUUCCUUUUAUCGCAUCUGCUUUUAGCCUCACUAACAACUGUCAAAUUUUGCACCUAAACAAUGGUGGAAAUUCUGUCGUUUUCUAUGUUUAUUAUCCAACCAGCUUAUAUGUUUUAUUUUAUUUUUUUUCUUGAAAAAUGACCUCUUACCUUAGUGGGAUAAAUUUACUUUAGACCAAAUUAGUCCAGAGCACGAAGGAUGUAUCCCUCCAGCUUAACUGAGAGAUUAAUGUUCUGUACCAAUGACUUUGAAGGAUGUCCAUUCAAAUCCUGCAACUGCCAUAGAGCAACUGGAUUUUUAAAUGUUUUUAUUUAUUUUUAUGAUUAUUUUUCUUUUUUGCUCUACGGAAGCCACUCAUCAAAAGUGCUGUAAUAUGCUGCUGUAAUAUUCCCACACUACUUCUGAAUUGGUGAACAAAUAGGAGAAUUACGCUCAAGACAAAUCACCUCCACUAUAGGUACCAUAUAAGUCUGAAAAGUGAAAAUAUAUGGGAUAUUACAUUGAAGAUUUGUUGAAUUUCCGCAUUGUUAUUAGUCUUCUCGUGGCUAAAAGGAGCAACAUACAAUUGAGCUUAUCCAGGUCUGAGUGAUGAGAUCUCAGAAGGGAACCUCCCCAAGGACUUAGGCUUAGCAUGCUCAGCACUAUCAGAAGCUUCGGCAGCAGUGUUUAGAAAAUAUUACCACCUUUCAAGGGGUUUCUGAGAUUCUUUGUUAAUUAAGAGUCUCUAAAAAAAGGGUAUACUUGGAACUCUGUUUACUCAACAGAGCUUCAAUAAAGAAUUAAUCCUUAAGGGCUUUCCCAAAAGGACAAACCUGAGAAGAUUUAGAAGUUCCAGAUUGAACCAAGUUUUAAAGAGUCUUGUCUUUAAUGUGUGGUGUGAGGAACCGAUCCCUGAAGGGACCCAAAUUGUGUUUACAUGUAGUGUUUAUAAUGGGAUAGUGAAGUGAAGAUAAAUAUCACAGGUUAAUGUGUGAUGUAAUUCCAUAUUUGUGGGCACACACACCUUGUACAUUUUCAUCAUCGUGAAUAUGUGAAGUUGAAAUUGUGACAUUACUUGUAGUGUUAAAAGAACCGAGAAUCUUCAGGUGUUGAAAGAAAUUUGAUUGCUCCCAGCUUUCGUGUAGUCAUUUAAUUUUGAACCAUUCAUCACAUAUCACAUGUUUCUGUCAUUAUUCCAUAACUAAGGCAAUAUAAAUGAAGAACCUCCUUUUUUAAAGGGGGAACUGUCCUAAUUACUCUGUGUAAUGGGAUUUAUUACAUGUAGUAAAUGACAGAUUUUUUUCUGCACAUUUUUUUCUGGUCAUCUCCACAUUUUCCAAUAAACUCUGGGGUCCCUUUUUAAAUGUGUCUUUCAUCACCUUUUACAGUAUUAAAAUAAUAGUGUGACAUAAUAGUCACCAUACACAACUUUGCCAAAAGAAAUUCUGAGACGGUGCUAUUGUGCAUUGUUUGUUACAUGUUAAAUAUGUACGCAAUGUUUUAAGCAAUUAUGUUUUGGUACAUCUGUAUUGAGGGUGUAUUAAUUUCUAUCAAUUUUAUUUUCCCAUUCUUUUUUAUUUAUUUCACUUUCUGUUAUUCCUAAUAAAAACUCC
This is a messenger RNA of Clarias gariepinus (North African catfish), 3343 nucleotides long. It is a transcript of the gene mrasa, whose product is annotated as muscle RAS oncogene homolog a. The record is from RefSeq and is a predicted model, not a curated record. The transcript has 6 exons. Bases 511 to 1137 code for a protein of 208 amino acids. Gene Ontology annotation, biological process: signal transduction. Gene Ontology annotation, molecular function: GTPase activity; GTP binding; GDP binding. Gene Ontology annotation, cellular component: plasma membrane. NCBI's taxonomy places the organism in Eukaryota, Metazoa, Chordata, Actinopteri, Siluriformes, Clariidae.